UAUCAAUCUUUUGCAUUUUUGAGUGCUUUUACGGUGCAAUUUUUUAUUUUUUUGGAAUGAAUCUUUCAUGCAUAUUUGAGGUGUUUUCAUACUGUCAUAAGAAGAACUAAGAAAAUGUGUUCAGUUAUACGAUGCACGAAGCAAUGAAGGGUUUUGGCAUUGUUUCCGACUUGCAGUGUUUAGUGGGACCGAACUUCUCUGAUAAAUUUAUCUCUUCAUGGCACUUGUAUCAGUAUAUCUCUGAAACAUGUUUUACACCCAUCGUUUUGAGAAUCUCAAAAAAAUCUUAGCCUAAAAUUGUAUCCGGCCCUGUUGUGGUAGAUCAUUUCUCUUUCCAACUGAGAUCAGAAUUUUACAUCUGACCCGGGAAGAAUGGAAGAGUCUAAGGAACUGCAACUACUCCAAGAGUGGGCUCCUUUGACAUACAUUACAGAGCAAAUUAAGCGUGAGGUUCGAAUUGGUUUCUCGUCCAUGAAACAGCAUUUGACAUGCAUUGAUUUUACAGAUACUCACAUUUCCGUUGGCUCUGAUUGUGGGGUCAUUUACUGGUGUCCUCGUUCUGGUCUGAAACCUAGAGAACUGAGAUUACAGGAAUUUGGAAUACCAAUCACAGCAAUUCGAAUAGGAAUUCCAAGUAAAGAAUGUAACUGGAUUGCAACUGGGGAUAAACUUGGCUCAAUUCAUGUUUUUCAAAUUUCAACGAAACACUCUUCCGAGGAUAGAGUGUACCACAUUCCGAAACAUCACAAAGCUGCUGUAACAACUUUGGAAUGGAGUGAUUCUGGAGACACUUUAUUCUCUGGUGAUGAAAUUGGGAUAAUUAAAACGUGUGAGCUUUUGUUCAAUAAGACAUCAUUAGUAGGUAAUAAGCAAAUGAUUGAUGAGCAGUACAAAAUCAUUCAACUUAGUUUUAAGGCACCCAACUUUUUGUUGGCUUCAACUUUACAUAGGGCUGUGAUCAUAAAGAAUGCAACUCAUAAAGACUAUAGCAUUCAACGAAUUGGGAAGAAGGCUAGAGCCAGUUUAAUGCCACUCGGAGGUAUUCUCACAGGCCCAGAUGCAGAACCACUUGUUUUAGCUGCCCGUCCAAGACAAAAACUCUGGAUUGCAGACAUUAAUGGAGAUGUUAUAAAAACAUUGAUCUUUACGAACUUGAGUUCGGAACCAUUUCCUGAAAUCAAAUUGAUCAACACAGCUGUGAACUUUACAAAUUCAAAUGAUCUCACAAAUGUAGAAUUUAACCGAAUAGAAAAAUUCACCAACAACUUUCUGGUUGUUUCACACCAUCAUGGAAUCCUAAUAUUAGAUACAGAUUCAAUUGCCGUUACUGCCGCCCUAAGUGGCUUACAUGACAUAAAAAAUGUAGCUGUUUUUUGUGAUGAAAUUAUGUUUUUGGAGGGGAAUUUUAAUAUUGUCCGACUUGGAUGGGAGCCUGAUCCCUACCAGUCCCAAUUAUCAGGAAAAAUAGACGAUCACAAACUACCAGUUGGUGAAGCUCUAAUCGAUAUCAGUACACGCUUAAAACAUGGUGCUUUAUCCUUUGUUCCUAUUUUAACUGCAACAUUUCAAGGUGCUAAGAAGUCUUCAGAUCAAGUAAGUGAGGCAGAUGAAGCUUCUGAACUUCCUACCAUUGUAUCUGUGGAUGGUGUUGCUCCUUUAUGUGUGGAUAGAUCCACUGUCAGAUGUGUCCAGCCUCAUGAAUUUGAAAACAUUGCUCUCGCACAAAAACGGAUACGAAGGAAAAAACCAAUCCAAAGAAAUCGUAGAAUGAAAGUAAGCUCAGGUGUUGAUUCCGGAUCUGAUUCCUUAAGUACGACGAGUGCGUUUUCAGAAUUCACCAGUGACAGUGAGUUAUCUAGGCAACCUUCAUUAACUAAUAUGGCAUUGGAGGACAUUCCCAAAGAUGAAUAUUAUUCAGGAGAACCAUACAUUCCGGCUGACAUAAAGCCAGAUUUAAGAAAUUUAGACGCAAUAAGUGCUGAUGUUUCAUCCAAAGAGAAAAUCUUAGAGGAAUCUUUACACUUAAAUGAUGUGAUUUUGUCAUUUCGGAAAACCGACAUAAGGUCUAAUUCAGAAAAAGACAAUGAAAAUGCGAAACCUAGUCCUGAGUUUGAAGAUGCCUUACUAUUAAUGAACCAAUCUAGCAAUGAUGACUCCAAAUUUCUUCAAACUAUUAACUCUCAUCAUAGCAAUGAACAUUUUUUGGAUCUACCAUCAGUUACUUCUUGUGCUGAAAGAAAUUCUUCCUGUAUGUCUACCCCUAAACAACAUGAUGAAGAUAAUCACUCGAUUCUAUCUGAGAAAAGUCAUCUUGAAGAUGCUGCUGUCUCUGCUUUUGGUGGGUUACUGGAUUGGGAUCAGGUAAAAGCCCCAGAAAGUUUAAAAUGGUUCUGUGUGUCAGAAAACUUUAUUUUAGCAGGUGGAAAGAAAAUGAACGCAUAUGUCUGUGAUCGAAGAGAGAAAACUAUUUCAUGGAAGCAAUUAGAUUUUUCUACUUCUCAGAUGUUUAUGAGCCCAAAAGGAUCAGUGAUAUGGAAAUUAGAUGUAAACAUAGCCUAUGAGUUAAGGAAUAAUGAUUUAUUUAAGUGUGAUUGGAGGACAGUGUCAAGAAAUGUUACAAGUGUUUCAUUAAGUGAUUUUAUUGCUUCGUAUAUCUGUGAUAAUCAACUUUACUUGCAAACAGCUUCGAGUUUUGCAUCAAGUAUCUCUUCUCCUGCCUAUUAUGUGCCUUCUCCACUGCAGUUGGCAGUUGUUUCUUGCUAUAAAUUGUUUGUAUGGGUGCUGAGCGAAGGAAACAAAGUGCAAAGAAGAGAAGGAGUUUCAAAGGAGUGUCUUACUGGUAAUUUUUGGGUCGACGUAGUAACUCCUGAUACAAUACAAGUAAAAAAUAUUACUGCCGGGCCUAAUUACAGUGGAUGGAUCAGCUCAACCUACAAUAAUUUUUAUUUUACCAAAGACUGCUCAGAAAAUGUACCCACUUGGUUUCAGCUCCUUCUCAUUGAACCACUGCAAUCACUCAGAGAUCCCAUCUUUCACAUGGUGGAUAGCACACUUUGGAUUGCAGAAAGUGAUAGUCAAGUUGUAUACCACUGUGACUCAGCCAUAGAGGGUGAGGAAUGGCAUCAGCUUUGUGAAGGAAAGUGGAAGCUGGUAUCAGCAGGAGGAAUCUUUGUUGACUGUGGCAGCCUAUGGCUGUGUUCUGAGAGUGGGCGUCUCUAUCAAACUUACCCACAUUCUUGUUCAGUGAUGCAGGAAAUCAAUCCCCCGAAUAAUUUAGAUAUCUUAUGUUUAGCAGCAUCCUCUGAAGUUCUAUGGCUGCUGCUGUCUAGUGGGGAAAUUUUUAUCAGAGAAGGAAUUUCAAACGACUGUUUUGCUGGAAAAUCUUGGAAACCACUAGACAUGGAACAAAUUAGCAAAAAAGUGAUCUUCCAGCACCUGAGUAUUGGUCUAGACUCUGUUUGGGCUGUCAGCAAAGCAGGAGAAGUAUUUGUUGCUAUCGGCUCUCCUUUUUCGAUGUCCACUGCUGUCUUUGCUCCUGCUUGGGUUCAUGUAGAAUCUGAAAUUAAGAUGGCAAAGGUGUUUUUGGGGCCUGAACUACACAUGGUUUGGGCUGUUGAUGCUCAAAAGAAUGUUUAUGUCCGAGAUGCUAUUUUCCCUGAUUUUCAAAUUGGUUUAAGUUGGGUUUUAGUUCCUGGCAUCAAAGCUAUUCAUUUGUCUGUGAGCAGCAUUGGUGUGUGGGCAGUAUCCUCUAACCGGCAGGUUUUUCGCAGACAUGGUAUCACUCAGAACAAUUAUAUCGGAGAUUAUUGGCAGAGACAUACUAAGUCACUAUCAUUAAUAUCAGUGUCUGGUGAUGAUAGAGCAUGGGGACUAGACAGGAAAAACGCCUUGGUCAUGCGAAAAACUGCCUGCUUCUCCCUCAAUGAUGUCAGUGAAUCAAAGAACUCGGAAAAUCUUGUCGAAGAUCUUUGGGAAAUCAUUGACACAGAAAUCUUAUCGUAACCUGCUAAUGGAUUAACCAACUUUAUCCAAGCUUGUUUCUUUUAAGUAAUGAACUGUUCUUUUUACUUUGCUCGUUUGGAACUUUGUUCACCACUGUUACCUGGUUAAGAUAUCUAUCAAUUUUAGUUAAAAAUGCAAAUAGAAAGAUUUUAAAAAUGUUCUAUUCAGCAUCAGUUUUCAGAGCUAUACACAUGGGAAGUUUAAAUUUAAGAAUUCAUCAUGCUCAUUGUCAACAAAGUUUUAGAAAGUUGCAUCAAAAUUAUAUGGAAUCAAACUGGUGCUGAGAUAAAAUCUCCUUAAUGCUUUUUUUCCCUACCCUCCCAAUUUUUCUAACUGUUGGCAGCAUGCCUAUUACUCUCACUUCAAUGACAAAGAAACAUUUCUUUACCUAUUGACAAAGUGCAAGAUGUGCACUAAUAAAAUAGGAACAUGGCCAAUCAGAUGUAACAACACAACCAAUAAAUUUUAGUCAUAAGAAUUCAUAACACUCAAGUAAGGGAGCUUGCCUAUUAGUGUAAAAGUUUAAGUACACCCAAGUGUCUUGUCCCUGAAUGUUAGAAGUUUGAGCUAAUGUUGCUACAUAGUCCGUAGUUGCUGUUUGAUCAACUUCAAGCGGUCUCAAAAGUUUACAAAGCUUGUACAGUGAAGCUCUCUAAGGCUUCGUCUCCACGGUACGUUUUCCUACUAUUUGUUGCUGAAAAAAGUUACACCAACAAGAUACGGACGAAUAUUGACUUACUCAUAUUAAUAGUUGAUCCAAGAACAACUGAGAAAAGAAAAAGAAGCAAAAGCGAAGUGUGCAUAACUUUAUAUUUGUUUAGUUCCUUACAUUUGAUUCUUCAUAUUUGUUUAGUUCUUAAAUCAAAUCAAAUUAAAAAAUGCAAUUGCAACUUCAACGUCCAUGGAGCAUUGGACGAAGUAACUUGAACUCCAAUUUUCCGCACAAAGUUGUUACAAGAAUGCAAAAGCUCCGCCCUUUGGAGGUUGUAACUCCAAAAAAUAGCCAAAAUUCCUCUCAUCCAGUUGACGCUGCCACAAAUUCCUUGAAAUUAACUGCCCUUGGAGACAAGAUCUGAGGCAUUAUUUCAUGACUUUUCGCUUAUUGUUUCAGGGAACUUAAUCAACCCCAGCAAAUUAGACUUUAGCAUUGAGAGGCUACUUUUUAUAAGGUUAGAAGAGUACAAGGAAGAUUUACAGAUCAAUAUUCUACAAACAAUUGCGUGCCUUUGCAAUUUUGUUUUUUUACCGUUUGGUCAGAUCUCACAGGUCCCAAAUUUAUAGAGGUACUUCUAAUGUUUGUCUAUUUUUUACUUUUGCCUAAUAAUUUCUACAUUAAUAGGAUUGAAAAUAAGUUCUCUCUUGCAAAACAAAUCAGUUGAACAUUUAUUCACAAACAUAGAGAAAUCAAUAGUACUUACUUACACAAAUAGGAACAAUACAAUCAAAAUCGUAAGAACAAGAAAAUAGUCUCAUCAGUAGAAUGGCACAAGAACUGUGCAUCAUAUUGUACAUUUUCCAAAUAAAAGGAUUAAAAUCUUUCA
Bemisia tabaci is the source of this 5543-nucleotide messenger RNA. Its product is annotated as tectonin beta-propeller repeat-containing protein 2. NCBI's taxonomy places the organism in Eukaryota, Metazoa, Arthropoda, Insecta, Hemiptera, Aleyrodidae. Gene Ontology annotation, molecular function: protein binding. The record is from RefSeq and is a predicted model, not a curated record.